Molecule: messenger RNA, 6161 nt
Organism: Mizuhopecten yessoensis (Yesso scallop)
Lineage: Eukaryota; Metazoa; Mollusca; Bivalvia; Pectinida; Pectinidae
Product: DNA topoisomerase 2-binding protein 1-like
Exons: 44
Coding region: 109-5142 (1677 amino acids)
Biological process (GO): DNA replication initiation; mitotic DNA replication checkpoint signaling; mitotic G2 DNA damage checkpoint signaling
Source: RefSeq, a predicted model, not a curated record
CACGAGACUAUGAAAAUGGCGGGUGUUCCCAAACUUGCAAAGGCCAAAUGAAAUGUGGCUGUUCUGGAAGAAAUCUGUUGAGAAGUGCUGAAGCCUCCCUUGGUGGCUAUGGGGGAGGACGAAUUUAAAGUGCGAUGUGUGAAGACAUCAGACUCGGACGAUGAGAGUGAUGGCAGCGAAGCUAUGAUGAAAGCACACAAGAGCUUGAAGACAGAAGGCUUCGCACCUGUCUGGAUGACCCCAAAGGAAUGUCUCAAGGUCAAAAGAAAAGAGAAGAACUGUGUCUACCUAUUUGACCCCUUUGAAGGACAAGCCUUUGACCACAUCAAGAGUCUUUGCUGCAGAAUCCUCGGUCCACAGUGUAUCCUUGAAUCGUUGGAAUACAAGUUGGAGAUUCCAAGGAAGGCUCGUCCUGUGUAUAACCUGGCCAUGAGGAAUGUGGUCGCCUGCUGCACCAACCUGGACAAACAAACAAGGGAUGAGGUGCACGAGAAGAUUGAGCUGAUGAGUGGCAGCGUGGGAAAGGAUUUCACAGAGGCUGUGACCCACCUCAUAGCAGGGGAGGUGGGCAGCAAGAAGUACCAGGUAGCAGCCAGUCUCGGGAAACAGAUCAUGUCAGCGGAUUGGGUGUACAAAGUUUGGGAGAUCUCUCAGACAAGAGCUGUACAUGGACUGGAUGCCGGUCUAGAUGAGUACCGUUGUCCAAUCUUCAAGGGGCUUGUCAUCACAGUGUCUGGACUUGACCCUCAGGAACGCAACGAUGUCAAAAAACUCAUCCACUCAGAAGGUGGGAAGUACACUGGUGAAAUGAAGGUUAAUGAAUGCACACACCUGAUUAUCAACAAGCCUAAAGGUACAAAAUAUGAGUUUGCUAAGAAGUGGAAACUGAACAUUGUGAGGACUGCAUGGUUGUACGAUUCCGUAGAUAAGGGCUUCUGUCAGGAUACAGAAAAAUACAAAGUAAUGGUGGAUGACAAAUCCCAGGCCAAAACCUCCACACCAGAGAAGGAUGUUCCUCACACUCGAGCCUCCACCAUUGCUGAUCUGAGCUGUAUAGCCAACGUUUCUGUAAUUGGACACAUCAAUGAAACUGCAGCUACCACCAAUAUCCACACACACAAGUCAUUUGAGGAUACAGACACCACACUCAAUGGUAUUGACCUGACACAGCCUCCAGCCGACCUCUUUCUUGAUGGGUGUAAGAUUUUCCUGAGUGGGUUUAAAGGUCAAGCACUGGAGAAAGUACGCAAGGUCAUCAACGCAGGCGGGGGAACACGUCUGAACCAGUUGAAUGAGAAUGUCAGCCAUGUAAUUGUUGGGGAACGUGUAGAAAAAGACAUGAACCUUCUCAAGGAAGCAACAUUUAGACCCCAUGUUGUCGGAGCAGUCUGGCUGGCCGAGUGUUACAGACAGGGACAUGCGGUGGAAGAACAACCAUACCUUUGUCCGGAGUUUGCCUCAGAUCUGCCGUUGUCACCCAAAACUAAAGGGAAGUUGACAGCUAAGGAGCCUUCUCCAGUAACGAAAGACAAAGUCCCCGAGGCUGACAACCAGGACGCAGAUAUGGAGGACAUCAUGAGUCAAUACCUGCUGCAGGCAGACCAUGGGCUAGGAUCACAGGAUACGACGGUGUUAGAUAAGGACCAGACCCAAGAUCCCAGUGCUCCCGCCCCAGGGGCAGAGGGACCCCCCAGGGAGAGAGAGGAGGAGGCCGCUGGAGAAGGGGACGUCACAGAAGACCCAGACAUGGAAGGAAGUCCCAAACCGAUAUUUCGUAGAAAGUCCUUCAUGUUCUUUGGCUUCGAAGAAGAUGCAGUGAAGGAGCUUACUCAGUUCAUAGUGGAGAGACGAGGUCGAGUGUUUGACCCCAAAGUUCGCGUGGUACUCGAUUACGCUGUUGUUCCCCUGGACGGGUUCCCUGUAGACAGGACAGCAAGUGAAGUAGUCACCAACGCCUGGCUGCAAAUCUGUUUGGAGCAUGACACUUUGAUGACUGACGCUAACGAGCUGUAUCAUCCUCUGGAUCUUAAUCUCGAGCCUCAGCAGCUGACGGGCUGUGUUCUGUCCAUCAGUGGCUACUCAGGGACAGAGAGAGACUGCCUGAUGCACAUUGCUGAACUCCUGGGGGCCAAGUGUCAAGACUACUUCGUAAGGAAGGCUAGUAAGGGACUCCAGCCAAGCACCCAUCUCAUUGUGCGCGAGGCAGAGGGCUCCAAGUACGAGGCUGCAAAGAAAUGGAACAUCCCCGCCGUGUCAAACAGGUGGUUGUUUGCUUGUGCUAAGUCUGGGAAAAGAGAAAAAGAGGAAAAGUUUCAUAUUGACAAUAAAAACAUUGACUCAGUUGAAAUGGAGGUACAAGAAACUUCCACAAGGACAGCAGAAGUAGAAAUCUCCGAACAUCAUAGAAAGCCUGAUGAGGCAUUAGUAGGGAGGGGGGAGGUUCGACAGCAGAACAGCAUAAUGGACAAACAGGAAGCUGUUCCAACAAAUGACAGUACCGUGAAUGUGCCAGUAGAGGAAAUUAGGGGUAGAAAGAGUCUGAAGCGCACCAGCUCGACUCUAGACUGUCCAGGAACCACAGAGGACAACAACAGGCCCAGUAAAGUGGCACGGACGCUGGAGAAUGUUAAAGAAAGUAGUAGACAGAUGGACAGUGGUACAGAGGAGUCUAUAUCACGUCCUGUAGACAAGCCGAAUCAGGGAAGUCAGAAGGAAAAUGUGAGCAGGGUGAACAAAGCUGCUGUCAAUGAGAGAGUAAAGGCCCUGCAGGCAGAGGUGGACACCACUCCACAGGGCGGAUCAAGGUUCCGCACAGGACUCCAAACUCCCUCUCCCGGGCGCUUCCUUGACCUGAGCAAAGAAUUCCACCCUGUGUUUGAUCUUACCGAUGCCCUGGCCUCACUGGAGACUCCAGAAGGGCAUCGCAAAGUCAGCAGGAGGAAGACCAGCUUGCCUCUGGAUGAGCUAUACACUAUACAGAUAGAAAAGGGUCUGAAGAACAUGGAAGAAGGCCAGCCUGCUGUUGAGAAAACUCCAAUAAAGGUGGACAAGGAGGUCCCUCCCCUUCAUGGUGUCACCAUUGUCGUCAAUAAGAAGUUAUCAUCUCAACAAUCUGAUUUCAACAACAUUGUGUCUGACCUUGGAGGGGACUACCGUUGGUCAUAUGACAAUUCCUGUACCCACUACGUAUUCCAGGGACGUGCAAAUGACACGACAAAAGAGUUCCGAUUGGCACGUGACCAAGGCAAGAUAAUUGUGUCACCACACUGGCUACAAAUGUGUAAGGAACAAAUGGCCAGGGUGGAUGAGUCACUGUUCCCACAUACUUUCAACCCCAAUCUGUCCUUGUCUGUGGUGACCAGUAAACGGACGGAGACACCUGGCCGAGCGAGUCGCCGGGCAGGACGAGCUGGUUCGAGGAAGGGAGAGGAGGUUGCCUCAAGUUCAAAUACCACUACGUCUACUUCGCACUCAAAACAGCUAUCGCCAUCACCAAAACCAGAACAAAGCAUUAAUUCUAAGCCAGCAUUGUCCAAAACUGAGGACCUCCAGUCCGAUACUAAACAAGAAAUCUCGCCAUUAAGAUCUGAAUCAUCUUCACCACCUCAGGGGACUAAACCAGACACAUCUCCAAAAGAGGAAGGGCAGAAGUCAGGAGAAGAGGUCAUGGAACAAGAAGGCGGUGCCAAAGAAACGGAGGGACUGGAAAUCGGUGGAACAUUGGAGCUUCGGGAAGUCCUCUCCAAACAGCUUGAGAAAAUGAUGGGAUCAAAAGCUAAGAAAAACACAAGGAGAAAAAGUAAAAGGCUGAACUCCAGCGGACAGAUGAACAUGUCGGGAGAGACAUCGGGGGAAUUGUCGGGGGAGGGACGGAACAGUAACCAUAGUCGUCCCCCUUCCCACCAGAACCGCUGGAGUCUUCAAGACGAGCAGUCUGGCCAGAAUGAGCGAAGGAACAGCAGACAGACCACUGGGGGGAAGUCCCUGGAGAACAACUCGGGCCCCGAGGCUUCACAGAGUGUACAGAUCACCUGGGAUGAUCCCACAGGAAGACUGGAGGAGGAGAAGCUGGCUCACAAGCUGGAGAGAGCAUGCAGCCCGACACAGGACCCUGCCCUGCCCCCGGGCUACCUUGAUGCUGAGUUCUCUGAGGUGGAGGAGGAGGAGGAAGAGGAAGAAAAGCCUGUACCACACCUUCCUCAUUAUGGUAAGACACCUGACCGACACCCAGAAGAUGACAGAAUAAAGACUCCUGAAGCUCCAGCUCUGGCCUUCCCCAAGCCCAGACAUUCCACUAGGGGAGAUAUCUCAGAACCAGUUGUCGCAGUGAGUGAUGCUGAGGAGAAGGCCAAGGAGGAGACAGCUCGACCUACACCAGUGUUCUUGCUGUCUGGAGUAUCACAAGAGGAAAAGGACCACUAUGGUGCGCUUGUGGAACAGCUAGGGGGACAGAUGCUGGACGGCCAGAUGUACAGUUCUGCCUGUACUCACCUGGUUAUAGGUCUGCCAUCUCGCAACGAGAAGUUUCUUGCUAGCGUUGCAUCAGGGAAAUGGGUGCUUCACAAAUCUUACUUUGAGGCCUGUCGACAGGAAGGCAAGUUUGUACCGGAGGCAUUAUACGAGUGGGGAGGAGAGGGCACCUCCAGCCUGGCCAGUAGUAAGAACCAGGUGGUGGUCAAGCUCGCUGCGGCCGCACACUCCUGGAGGGUUUCAGUGGACGAGGAGCGACAGAGGUCGGGAUCCUGUUUUGGAGCAUUCAGUGGCUGGAAAGUACUACUCUGUGCUGACCCAAACAAGGAAUCAAGCUUCCGCAGAUUACUGGCUGCAGGAGGCGCCACUGUUCUCACCAACAAACCACCAUUCUCAAGGUCACUGUCUGCUACACAUGCCUUCAUAGAGCUGUCCAAGUACAAGAUGUCACAGGAAGACCUGGAGGUACUCCUCAGUAACAAUGUAUCAUGUUUGCGCCCUGACUUCAUUGCUGCACAUCUGACCGACAGCCCUCCACCACGUCCUGAAGAUUUCUGUCCUCCAGAGGUGUCUGCCCUCAGUGUAAGUAUGAAAGGAGAGAUGAGCGGAAGAAGAAAAUUGUCAUCAUCUUCCUCAAGCGAGUCCAGAAAUAGGCGGGCCAAACAUCACUGACAGUGUCUGCAUGUAGGAGAACGUUACAAACAAGUGACUGUCUACUCAAAACAACAAGAAGUGCUCAUUCCUCUUGGCUUAUUGUGUGAAAGAUGGUCAUUUGUGUGCCACAGUGAUCAUUAUGUAUUCCUUGUGAUGGUGACAGUGUCACAGGUGAGGCUGAGUUCUUCCUCGUGAUCAUGACAGUGUGAUAGUUGAUGCUGACGUAAUUCCUAGUAACCGGACCAGCCUCAUAGACUCAACAGUUGAUGCUGACGUAAUUCCUAGGUACCGGACCAGGCUCAUAGACUGAACAGUUGAUGCUGACGUAAUUCCUAGGUACCGGACCAGCCUCAUAGACUCAACAGUUGAUGCCGAGAUCAUUCUUAACUGGAACAUUUUUAACUCGUGUGUACAUAGGCCGUAAAUAUUAUAUUUAUUAUUGAUGACUUUAGUAAGUAUAACUUUGGUGUUAUACAUGACCAACAAAACGGAAUACCGAGAGACGGACCAAUCAACUCACUGGCAGCUAUAAACAGUGACAGGUGCCUCUAUUGUGUUCAGUGCGGACUUCCAAAAUAAGUAUCUCAAGUGUUGCUUAUCCUAGCAUUUAAUGAUUAAGUAUGCUCAUAUUAUAUAAACAUAUAUAUUUUAUAAUUAAAGCAUCAACUCAAAGUAUGCUAUCCUUGUGGUAGCUGAAAAACAACAUUAACCAGGUGUCAAUUUAAAAAUGAAUGUUAAACCUGUUUUAUGCAUCAUCAUUGUGAACUAUGCUAAGGGCUGUACAGUGAAAAUUUACCGAACUCCAGUAUUCCAAUUUAAGUCACCUCCAUCCAUGGUUGGGUUUCCUGCCGAUUAGUUCUAUGCAAAUCGUUACUUAAAUUCUGUUGCGGUAUCCAUGAACAAAAUCUGGAGUUCGGGGUGUGAUAGGUGUUUUACUGGAAUAGCCCUUACAUCAACAAAACAAAAUAUCGAUGACUUUAUUUUUACAGUUGUACCCAUACAGUUUGUUGAUGUCUGAAUAAAACAAUACAAAUCGG